Messenger RNA from Culicoides brevitarsis, 2587 nucleotides. It is a transcript of the gene LBR, whose product is annotated as lamin-B receptor. NCBI's taxonomy places the organism in Eukaryota, Metazoa, Arthropoda, Insecta, Diptera, Ceratopogonidae. Gene Ontology annotation, biological process: cholesterol biosynthetic process. The coding region runs from base 88 to 2025 and encodes 645 amino acids. The record is from RefSeq and is a predicted model, not a curated record. The transcript has 3 exons. Gene Ontology annotation, cellular component: nuclear inner membrane; endoplasmic reticulum membrane. Gene Ontology annotation, molecular function: Delta14-sterol reductase activity.
AUUUCAUUAAAUAAGAGACGCGCAGUGCGAAAACACGUAAAUUCUCGCCUAAAAUAAAUUAAAAAAUCAGAACUCGGAUCUCUAACAAUGUCUGAUAAACGCCGUGCCACGAGAUACGGUGCCUUUUUCGAGUCUGCAGACAAAGUGGCGUCAUCAAAAACGGAAAAACCACGCAAAAGCCCGUCGCGCAACGAAGCUGCAAUGAAGCGUGAGCAAAGCGCGUCUCCCGUAAAGAAAACAUCAAAAUCUCGUCCCGCAUCAAAGUCUCCCGCACGUUCCCGGGGCAGACCAAAGUCGAAAUCGCCUGCGCGUGUCGUGAAAAAAGAAACGAAGAAGCCCGUGAAGAAGGAAGUCGAAGAAGUUGACGAGAAAAAAGCUGCGAAAAAGAAGGAAAAAACCCCGAAUGUCGUAAUUGAGAAACUCAAGACGACAAAAACGUCGAAAGACGAGAAGAAAAGCCCCAAAAGUGCUGAAAAAAAGGAAAAAACUAAGACAAGUCCGAAAGUAACGCGAAGAUCUCCCGCUCGUUCGGCGAAAUUAACUGCUAAAUCCGCCAUCGACAGUGAUCCCGAUUUCAGUCCGCGUCCCGUACGCAAGACGAGAAAAGAUGCUGCUGCGGAACUCCGUAAAUCCGCAAGUGUCAGUCAAAGUCGCAGCGUUGUCGAUGCCAGUCCUGAAUAUUCCGACACUGACGACGUCGAAUUAACCUUCAAACGUCGUCCUGUCUCCAAAUUGGAUGAAUUUAAGGAAUUCGGAGGACAAUGGGGAUGUCUCUUGAUGCUUUUGCUCUUGCCACUCGUCACUUACGGGCUCCAUUAUUACUGCAACGGACGCACUUGCAGUUUCCGCAAGCCAAACUUGAAUGAUUUCAAGCAACUCAGCACUUACUACAACCUGGAUUUGCUCAAAUUCGUCUUGCCAUUCUUCUUGGGUGUCUUUACGCUCAACAUGUUCCCGCUCGGGCGUGUCAUCAAGGUACACACGGAUCGCGGAUACUCCGAAUAUACCUUCAACGGCUUGACUUUGGCAGUUUUAUCGGGUGUUGCAGUCGUUGUUGCCGAAUAUUUCAAGUACAAUGUCGUCGAUACCGUUUUGCGGAACUACAAUCAACUGGUGCUCCUGUAUUUGGUAAAUGCUUUGGUUCAAUCCGUUUUUGCUUACGUACGUUCGUCGUAUGUCGCCCAAACGCACUGGAAUCCCUUUGCCAAAACCGGAAAUUUCCUCUGCGAUUUCUUCGUGGGACGCGAAAUUAACCCCAAAUGGUUCUCGUUGGUCGAUGUCAAGCUCGUGCAUUAUCAUCUCUCCGUUAUCACGACAUUGCUGCUUAACUGCUUCUUCUUGUACAAGAAUGUAAAGUUCCCCGUACUCGAAACCGAGCUGGAAUUGAAGAUGCACGAAAAGGCAUUGUAUUUGCUCCAAAGUGCGAAAUUCGACGUAGCGCCAUUGGUUUUGUCAUUACUCGUCGUUGUCUAUUGCUUGGAUUUGUUGGUGUUUGAACAUCAUUUAUCGAAGACAUUUGAACUGCAAUAUGAGGGCGUUGGAGCAGGAUGUUUGUUGAGAUAUGCAGUUUUCCCGUUUUUGACAUCUUUUGUCGCCAAAUACGUUUUCGACUUCAAAGUCAAGUUGGAUUGCUGGGUUUUGUGUGUGCUUGGAACUGUAUUUUUAUUGGCUUUGGUCACGAAACGCUUGGCGAACAAGACAAAGAACGACUUCAGAUGGAAUCCUUCGAAAUCAUUGAAAGUUAAAUCGAUCCCAACUUUCCAAGGCUCCCGCUUGUUAGUCGACGGAUUAUGGAAGACGGUACGUCAACCCAACUACACUGCUGACGUUUUGUGCUACUUGUCACUCCUUUUGGUCGUUCUUGGGCGCUUUGCAUGGCCCCCAGUUGUUGCCGUUGUCUUUUCCGUUGCACUUUUGGUGCAUCGCGCCCUCCGUUUGGAUGCCCGACACGCCAACAGAUACGACUCGGCAUGGCAACGAUACUGUACGGAAGUGAAAAAUCUUCUUGUACCAUACGUCUUCUAAGAUUUUUUUUGCGACUUUCUCUCUAAUUUUUUUACACAUUUCAUUGACGACGCACAUAUUUUAAACUCGGAUAGUUUAUAAAAAAAAUUUAUACAUAAUUUCCUGUAAAUAAUCAAAAUUUAUUUGAUUUUUAAUUAUAAUCAGUAGCUUUAAGAAAUUUUUUUUAAGCCUGGACAAAAAAAGAACAUAAGACAUGAUGGAAAAUUUUUAGAUUUAAUUUAAAUUUUAGUUGCAAAAUACAUAUAAUUUUGUACAAAACAAGAGAUGACGAACGUACAAAGAGUAAAAAGACUCAUUCAGUAACUUUCUUUAAAAAAAAACACUCACCUUUCAGUUAACAAAAAUAUUCUAAAUACAAAGAAUUGGUGCCACACAUCAGUAGUGCUAUCAUAUUAUUUAAAAAAAAAAAUUAGGAGUACAAAUAUUUUCGAAAAUAAUAGAAUAUCUUGUAGCAAAAAUUUACAAAAUAGAAAAUUAUAACUUCUUUAAAUAUUUAAAACAAAAAAAAUUAAUAAUAAAUAAAAAUUAGUGAUUUACAAUGAUAAUUAAAAUAAAAAUAAAA